AUGGUCCGAACCAACCAGCCACCCCGUGGUGGUUUGCCUCGUUAUGGCGGCCACAUAUGCAGUUGCUAUUUUUUUCAACCCACACCAUCUGGAGGGUCGACGCGGGUUUACCUUCCACAGACGCAUCUAGAUGCACACACGACCAUCUUCUCUACUGCUUUCAGUACUGUCUUGACGCAAACCUUCGAAGCGGCGAGAGCGAUCGACGAAAUAAAAUAUGCUUUUCCGCUCUUCGAUGGCGUCAGUGUAGUGGACUUCAAGUGUCAGGUUGGGGACCGCACUAUCUAUGGGUUAGUCAAGGAAAAUGACGAAGCCAAGAAAGCCUACAACGAAGCUGUGAAACGCGGAGAAAAGGCCGCCCUCUUGGAACAGCUACCCGACGCUGCCGACGUCUUUACUACAACGAUCGGCAACAUCCCGGGGGAUUCUCAGGUUGUGGUGACUAUCACGUAUAUCGGAGAGCUCAAACACGAUGCCGAAGUUGAUGGAGUUCGUUACACCCUGCCUACGUCUAUCGCCCCGCGCUACGGAAACUAUCCUGGUCAACUAAUCUCUGCAUCUACCCUUUCUGGGGGUGGGAUCUCUAUCACGGUCGACGUCACAAUGUCUGAGGAUGCUCCGCUUCAGAAGAUUCAGUCUCCAACUCACCCCAUCGCUGUAUCUCUUGGCACUCUGUCGACGUCGUCUGAUAAUGCACAGUUCAGCUCCAACAAGGCAUCAGCAACCUUAGCUCUUGGAAAAGCAGAGCUGGAUGCCGACUUCGUGCUUCAGGUAGUCGCCAAAGACGUCGGUGUGCCACAGGCCCUCUUGGAGACCCACUCAUCCAUCCCUAACCACCGCGCAUUGAUGCUCAGUCUGGUUCCCAAAUUCUCCCUCAAGCCGUCCAAACCCGAGAUCGUUUUCAUUGCCGAUAGGUCCGGAAGUAUGGGAGGUGGUCCCAUGAAGACUUCGAUCUCUGCAUUGCAGGUUUUCCUUAAGUCCCUUCCAGUGGGCGUAAGGUUCAAUAUUCUGUCUUUCGGCUCACGUCACGAGCUGCUCUGGCCUCAGAGCAAGCUAUAUAGCCAAGACGCCCUGGAUCAAGCUAUGAAAUACGUCAGCAAGUUCUCGGCAGACUUUGGCGGCACAGAGACCUUUGCAGCAGUGAAAGAAGCCUUUGAGACUCGGACUAAAGAUCUCGAGACAGAGAUCUUGCUGCUCACCGAUGGUGACAUCUGGUCGCAAGAUACGUUGUUCGACUACAUCAAGGACAACACCAAAGACGGGGCCGUGAGAGUCUUUCCCCUCGGCAUCGGAAGUGGAGUAUCCAGUUCACUCAUUGAAGGCAUCGCCCGCGCUGGAAACGGGUUCGCGCAAAUGGUAGGCAAUGGAGAAAAAAUUAACGGCAAGGUUGUUCGCAUGCUGAAAGGAGCUCUUACCCCGCAUGUCAAAGAUUACUCUCUGGAUAUCAAAUACCGAGACAAUGCUAUUGACCGGGUGUCUGAUAGCCUCAAGCUCAACCUGACUUUGUCAGACAACGACAACACCCAAGGCUCACCUGAGCGAUAUGCGCUCCGCAACAAGCCGAUCUCUCUUUUCGACGCAGGAGCAGCCGAGAAAGACGAAGCAGAGAACAAACUCGUAUCCCAAGAUCGCUUCGGUCAUUUGCCAAAGAUCUCGCACCCAAAGCUGCUGCAGACGCCCCACACUAUCCCACCCCUAUAUCCCUUUAAUCGCACGUCUGUCUAUGUGUUGAUGUCGUCAGAAACCUCGAACACGACACCCACGUCUGUAAUUUUGCGCGGAACUUCCCCACAAGGACCACUGGAACUUGAAAUACCAGUGCAAGCACUUGAGGCCCCUGGUACUACUAUCCAUCAGCUUGCCGCUCGGAAAGCAACCCAAGAGCUAGAAGAAGGCCGCGGAUGGAUAUACGAUGCUGAAAGCCAAGGUGGCGAACUCGUUCGAAACCAGUACGCUGGGAACUUCGACGCCAUAGUUCAACGCGAGGCUGUCCGCCUCGGAGUCCAAUUCCAGGUCGGAGGAAAGUACUGCUCCUUCGUAGCCGUCGAGGCAAACGAG
Molecule: messenger RNA, 2058 nt
Organism: Mytilinidion resinicola
Lineage: Eukaryota; Fungi; Ascomycota; Dothideomycetes; Mytilinidiales; Mytilinidiaceae
Exons: 2
Source: RefSeq, a predicted model, not a curated record